This is a messenger RNA of Durio zibethinus, 2004 nucleotides long. Lineage: Eukaryota; Viridiplantae; Streptophyta; Magnoliopsida; Malvales; Malvaceae. The record is from RefSeq and is a predicted model, not a curated record.
CCAGCGAUAUGGACAACGUGGUUAUGGAGCAGGCAUGCACUAAUCCAAUGUGUUUCUUUUGUAUCAUGAAAGAGCCAGACCCAUCUCUCAGAAGAGCUGGAAUAGCAAGUUGUUUCAAGGAAAUGCCUCUCAUAAAAGAUGACCAACAACAUGUUUUAGUGCUGAGUGGUCUCUGGAAUAUUGCCAUGACCCAGCCAGAUGAUCCGGAGUUCCCAUCCCUUGGCAUCUUUGACUGCAUGGCAAGUUUCGUUGAAAAAGGAAUCAAUGAUAGAAGCUGGCUUCUUAGGGACCAGAACAUAUACAUUCCCUACUAUGCUGCUCAUGUUAUUGGUUCUUAUACUAUGAACAAGGUUGACUUCGCAGAGAAAGCUGUCUUGGCAGGUGUUAUACCUCCAUUAAUGGAACUUCUAAGAGGAAAGAUAAGUUGGGUUGAGCAAAGAGUUGCGGUUCGAGCUCUUGGUCACCUAGCGAGCUACGAGAGAACCUUUGAAGCUAUAGCAGAAUAUGAAGAGGAGUUGGUGACACUAGGGAUGCACUUAGCUGCUACUUGUCUUGAUGAAGUGUAUGUUAAGUUUGUAGGUGUGAAGGAUAAGUGUAAGAGAUCAAAAUAUCACUGUGACUUGCUUACAAGAGGAGUUGGUGGUUUAGAAAUGGAGAACCAGAAGGCAGAAGAAUGGGCUAGCCAGCUCCAGUGCUGGUCUCUCUAUCUUCUCAACUGCUUUGCUUGCAAAGAGAGAUCUCUAAAUCUUAUUUGCAAGCAAGAGUUUUUGACAGAUUUGUCUGGAAUGUGGGGUGGAUUGGUAAAUCACUCAUCACCAGCUGGGGUAGGACUGAUUAGAAUUUUGUGCUACAGUAAAUAUGGAAGAAAAAGCAUCUCUGAAUCAAAUGAGGUUUUAGAGAAUCUAUGUCAUCUCUCGAGAUCAUCAGAUGAUUGGCAGUACAUGGGCAUUGAUUGUCUUCUAUUACUUCUCAAAGACCCAGAUACGAGGUACAAGGUUAUUGAAAUUGCCACCAUGUUUCUCAUCGAUUUGGUUGAACUCAAAAGUCUUGGAGAUAGAUCAUGCUUAGGUGAAACAAUCACAAAAGCCCUCCUCUUAGAUUAUAGGCAAAGAAAAUUUAGAAUCAAGAGCAGCCAAGUUCAAAAGGCACUACUAGAGACAUGGGAAUUGAAGGUAGAAAGGAGAAGGAGAGAAAAAACUAUGUCUGAAGAAAAAGUUGAAGAGAGAAGGGUCCUAACAAACCUGAUAAAGCAACAAGCAAACCAUAUGUUCUGGUUAGGAGAUGUAGAAGCAGCUGUAAAGAGCUAUACCGAAGCAUUAGAUGCAUGCCCUUUGAAGCUUAGAAAAGAGAGAAUGGUUCUAUACAGUAAUAGAGCUCAGUGUUAUUUGCUGCUUAGGGACCCUGAUGCUACCAUUAGAGACUCAACUCGAGCUCUUUGCCUCUCCAAUCCUGCAAAUUCUCAUGGUAAAAGUCUUUGGAGAAGAUCACAGGCUUAUGACAUGAAAGGGUUGGCUAAAGAGAGCUUAAUGGACUGUAUAAUGUUCAUCAAUGGCUGUAUCAACUCAGAGACUAACAAGCGUGUGAAGAUUCCAUACUUUGCAGCUCGUAUGAUCAGCAAACAGAUGGAUGCCACAUGGCUGUUUGCCAAUGCCCAGUCGAAGGCCACAAUCAGUCAUCUGGGAAAAGUACAAGAAUCAGACGAUGAUUAUGAGAUAAGUAGCAAUGAGGAGCAAGAAUGUGAUGAAAUGAUAAGGAUGAUGAUGGAGAAGAAAAGUAUAGCAUCUGGUGAGCAAUUGCUUGAUUACCAUAAAAUAGUACAAAGUCGUCACUGCAACUCAAUCUUUUGAAAAUUCAAAUGGUUAGAUAGCAGUACAUAUUUUCUGAAACAUAGCGUGCCUCCAAAGUGAUAGCACCUUUCAGUUUCGUGCUUUAUGACUUUUAUGACUUUUUCUGGUAACUUUUUUCAGGUCUAUCCACCAUAAUUGAAGAACCUUUGAUUGUAAA